Molecule: messenger RNA, 2551 nt
Organism: Suncus etruscus (white-toothed pygmy shrew)
Lineage: Eukaryota; Metazoa; Chordata; Mammalia; Eulipotyphla; Soricidae
Gene: P3H1
Product: prolyl 3-hydroxylase 1
Exons: 15
Coding region: 1-2235 (744 amino acids)
Biological process (GO): collagen metabolic process
Cellular component (GO): endoplasmic reticulum
Molecular function (GO): L-ascorbic acid binding; protein binding; iron ion binding
Source: RefSeq, a predicted model, not a curated record
AUGGCGGCGGCGGCGGCGCGCGCGCUGAGGCUCCUGGCGACGCUCCUGGCUGUCACCAUCACCGCCGUCGCCUCGCCGGCGGAGGCCGAGUCCGAGGCGGGAUGGGACUGGACGGCGCCCGACCUGCUCUUCACCGAGGGCACCGCGGCCUACGCGCGCGGGGACUGGCCCGGCGUGGUGCUGAGCAUGGAGCGGGCGCUGCGCUCCCGGGCCGGCCUGCGCGCCCUCCGCCUGCGCUGCCGCACGCGCUGCGCCUCGGACCUGCCCUGGGAGCCGGACCCCGACUCGCCCGACGCGCCGCCGCCGCCCAGCCUGGCCCAGGCCUCGGGCGCCGCCGCCCUGCGCGACCUGCGCUUCUUCGGCCGCCUGCUGCGCCGCGCCGCCUGUCUGCGCCGCUGCCUGGGCCCCCCGGCCGCCCACGCCCUCAGCGAGGAGCUGGAGCUGGAGUUCCGCAAGCGCAGCCCCUACAACUACCUGCAGGUCGCCUACUUCAAGAUAAACAAGGUGGAGAAAGCAGUGGCAGCCGCACACACCUUCUUUGUGGCAAAUCCAGAGCACAUGGAGAUGCGCCAGAACCUUGACUACUACCAGAGAAUGUCCGGGGUGAAGGAGGAAGACUUCAAGGACCUGGAGGCCAAACCUCACAUGCAGGAGUUCCGACUGGGUGUGCAGUUCUACUCUGAGGAGCAGCCCCAAGAAGCUGUGCCACAUCUGGAGGCCGCGCUGCAGGAGUACUUUGUGGCAGAUGAGGAGUGCCGUGCCCUCUGUGAGGGCCCCUAUGACUAUGAUGGCUACAACUACCUGGAGUACAAGGCAGACCUCCUCCAGGCCAUCGCAGAUCAUUACGUCCAGGUCCUCAGCUGUAAGCAGAGCUGUGUCACCGAGCUUGCUUCACACCCGAGCCGUGAGAAACCCUUUGAAGACUUCCUCCCAUCACAUUAUAAUUACUUGCAGUUUGCUUACUAUAACAUUGGGAAUUAUACUCAAGCUAUCGAAUGUGCCAAGACCUACCUUCUCUUCUUCCCCAAUGAUGAGGUGAUGAGCCAGAAUCUGGCUUACUACACAGCCACACUGGGAGAAGAAAAGACCAGAUCCAUUGGCCCCCGUGAGAGCGCCCGGGAGUACCGACAGCGGAGCCUGCAGGAGAAGACGCUGCUCUUCUUUGCCUACGACACCUUCGGGAUUCCCUUUGUGGACCCGGACACAUGGACCCCGGAAGAGGUGAUUCCCAAGAGAUUGCAAGAGAAACAGAAGUCAGAGCGGGAAACUGCCAUGCGCAUCUCCCAGGAGAUCGGCCAUCUCAUGAAGGAGAUCGAGACCCUCGUGGAAGAGAAGACCAAGGAGUCGCUGGACGUGAGCAGGCUGACCCGGGAAGGUGGUCCCCUGCUCUAUGAGGGCAUCCGCCUGGCCAUGAACUCCAAGGUCCUGAACGGCUCCCAGAGGGUGGUGAUGGAUGGCGUCCUCUCCAACGACGAGUGCCGAGAGCUGCUGAGACUCACUAACGCAGCAGCAACUUCAGGAGAUGGCUACCGGGGUCAGACCUCGCCCCACACCCCCAAUGAAAAGUUCUACGGUGUCACAGUCUUCAAAGCCCUCACGCUGGGCCAGGAAGGGAAAGUGCCGCUGCAGAGCGCCCACCUGUACUACAACGUGACCGAGAAGGUGCGGCGGGUCAUGGAGUCCUACUUCCGCCUGGACACGCCCCUCUACUUCUCCUACUCCCACCUGGUGUGCCGCACGGCCAUCGAAGAGGCGCAGGCUGAGAGGAAGGACAACAGCCACCCCGUCCACGUGGACAACUGCAUCCUGAACGUCGAGACCCUCGAGUGCAUCAAGGAGCCCCCUGCAUACACCGCCCGGGACUACAGUGCCAUCCUUUAUCUGAAUGGGGACUUUGACGGAGGGAACUUUUACUUCACUGAACUCGAUGCCAAGACAGUGACGGCAGAGGUGCGGCCACAGUGUGGGAGGACUGUGGGCUUCUCCUCGGGCUCUGAGAACCCGCACGGGGUGAAGGCCGUCACCAGGGGGCAGCGCUGUGCCAUCGCCCUCUGGUUCACUCUGGAUGCUCGACAUAGCGAAAGGGACAGGGUGCAGGCCGACGACCUGGUGAAGAUGCUCUUCAGCCCUGAGGAGCUGGAACUGCCACAGGAACAGUCCCCCGAAGUGCAGCAGGUCCCCUCACCUGCAGAAGCGUCUCCCUCCAGCAGCGAGUCCCCGAAGGAUGAGCUCUGAUCACAUCCCACUGCCGGAGGCAGGUGCUCAGACCUCUCAGCGCCCCCAGUGGGGACACCGUGCUGCACCCUAGAAGGCUACAGACUGUGGAGCCAUCCCCAGGGGCAGCACCCAGCACCAGCGCCCAGCCCACGGCGCCCACACAGCCCAUACAGUCUGCCUGGUGCUGCUGCUCUAGAAGUGGACCUGGCGGAUCAGCCACUUCCCGGGACCUUAGCAGGGUGGAGGAAAGUGGACUCCAGAUGGACGGAUGGACACCAGUAUUUAAAUCUUGAUCGACAGCCAAUGAAUAAAGAAACUGCGGGUUUUUACUCUA